AUUUUUUUGGUAAAUAUCAUUGGCGUUGAUUUCAUACAUAUGUACAUAUAAAUAUAAUUAGAACUCUUUUUUCUAAAAACAUCGUGGCAUUUAAAUAUAAAUAAUAAUUUUUCGUAAGAAUAAAUCUUGUCAGUGCUUUACAUUUCAAAUUUAAUAAAUUAAGAGCUAACACAUAUUUGGUUUCUUUUAAGAUUUUUAUGUAAUUGAGUUUAAUUAUAUAAAUAAUUUAAUGCAUGUAUUAAUAAAUAAUCUUUGAAAUUUGAUUUCCACAAACUUAAGAAUAUAUGCAUUUUUCAUUAAAAUUGAUACAUAUUACGUAAGAUAAAGUUUCGUAAGUAAUGAAAUGUCAAACAGUAAUAAAAUUACAUGCGGAAUAUUUAAUAGUAUCAUACAUUAGCCUUUCUUUUUUACAAUUACAUUACAGGUGAAUUCUUAUGUACAAGUUUUACACACUUUUAUAUACAUAAUGUACGAAAAGAUUAGAUCUCUUGAAUUUCCAGGAAUAAAAUUUUGGAAAAAAACAUUUUAUAUAAAAGUUGUAAAUUUCUAUGUGGCGCAUUACAUAAUAAUAUUAUGAAGACCUUAAAUAUCAUAAUCAAGUAAAACUUACCUUUAAUUUCUUAAACAAAGAUUUCUAUUUUCCUUUAAAUAUUCUUGCAAUUUAUUUCGAGAAGUUUUCAAAAUACUAUAAUAAAGUACUUUUGAUUCACUCCUUGGUAAGUUAUAAGGUUUGAAAGUUACACCGGCAUUAGCAUUAAUCCAAGAUCUAUUGCGUGAAAAUUGCAAGGUUGGAAUGUUGGAUUUACAUCUCCGUAUGAAAUAUACACAGACACACACAAAAUAAUAUUUUAUUUGCUAUAGAUUCUUGUACUUAUAUAAUAUUUUUUAUUACUUAAAAUAAAAAUUUUCAAAACAUUUCUGUUACAACAUUUCAAUAUUAUGACAUUUUGUAGAAUUUUUUUAGAAUUAUUGUACAUAAAAUUGCGAAAUGUCGAAAUCGUUCUAAAAACUUUCCACGACAAUUGAUGCUAUAUGGGUUAAAGGUUAAAUAAAAGCGAUUAAUGGUAUCAUGACAAGUAAUCGCAUCCGCAUUUGCGACCUACGACCUAGGUGUCUUACAAUUAAGUUUUUAUACCCAAGAAAAAAGCGUAUAAAACCGACAUCGAAUUAAUGUUUCUUUUUUAGAUCUUUUUACGCGUUUAAAAGAGAUUUAUAACUUGAUGUCCAUAUGGACGUUCAAAUGUUUGAAUUCUGACACUUUCUAAACAUUAAUCUCUUAUAAAAAUGUAAUAUCGGGCAGUAUUAAAUUAACCAGUAAUUAUUACUUAUUUUGAGUAUUAAAAAUAUUAACAGUAGUACUUUUAAUAUUAAAAAUAAAUAUUAAUUACUGGCCAAUUUAAUACUGCCCAGUAUUACAUUUUUAUAAGGGAUAUCAACUUUUAAAACAUCUAAUAGACAUCUAAUAGAUAUCUGUUUAAUAUAAUAAGAGUGUCUUCAGUCUCUACUAUAAUUCUUUAGGGAACAUUUUUAUUAGAUUGGGACAUAUUUUUAGAUAUAAUAAAUAUAUUCAAAACAAAUUGUUUAGUAAAUUAUUAUCAAGUUUGGGAAAUAACUCAUUACUUAUAAUGGCGUUACAGUUACUUUUUUUAGUAAUGGAAUAAUAACAGUGUUAUUUUCCUUUUUUAGUAUCUGUAAGGGUAACAUAUUUAAUAGUAACUUUUAUCGUUAUUAUCUCCAACUAGUAUUAAUAAUUUGUUCUCAUGUUAAAAACUAUCUUAAAUAUUGUUAAAUAUAAAGUUUUAACAUGUCAUAAACCAAUUAUAAUGCUGCAUACAUUUUAAGAACAAUUUUGAAUUUAAAAUUACUGUUAAGAUUUUUUUAACAUAUAAAUCGCACAAAAAGCACUAAGAUAUAUUAUAAGUUUAUUCACUUACCAAUUUGAAUGGUGUUAUACACAUACACGGUCUUCCAUAUAUAUUAUUGUUAUUUUUUAAAUUAUUUUGUAACAUAAAUUUGAAGAAAACCCUCUUUUUCUCUAUUUCUCUCCCCCACUCUCACUUAUUCAGUCUUAAAAAAAAUACUUUGAGUUAUAAAGGUAAAAGUUUAAUGAAGUUACUUAUACAUGAUAUUAAAAAUAGUUACAAAAUCUAGGGCUUAGAUACAUUACAUCAGCAUACAUUACAAUAAUCAUUUGAUCUGAUGUUUAUAUAACAGUGACCCCCAGUGAAAAAAGUCAGAAUCAUUUCUUGUGUACAGAUUAAAAAAUAUCACGGUGAAAUUUCGAGUAUUAAACCAGAUACAGUUAACAGUAAAAAAAAGUAAUAUACACAUAGCUUUUUUUUUUAAAUUAUUUAAAACAAUAAUUAAAAUGGAUGAUAAAAAGACAAGUAGAUUGUUGAACGGUAUUGACUUCGGUGAAGAGAUCGUUAUUUCUGGUAUUGCUGGCAGAUUCCCAGAUUCAGAUAAUAUAAAUCAGUUACGAGAAAAUUUAUUUAAUAAAGUUGAUCUUGUUAAAGCAAAUCAUGACCGAUGGAAAACAGAUAUCCCGGAUAUGUCAAGCCGUAUGGGAACAAUUCACAAUAUAAAAAAAUUUGAUACUAAUUUCUUCGAAUUAUCUUUCGAUCAAACUCAGACACUUUCGCCUGAAGCGAGACUGUUAAUGGAACAUUGUUACGAAGCAAUUAUCGAUGCGGGAAUCAACCCAAAGCAAUUACGAGGAAAAAAUACUGCUGUAAUUAUGGGGACAUGUUUUAUUGAAAUCCAAAAGAAAUUUCUAUAUGAAACAGCUCAGUUAAAUGGUUUGAAUAUUAUUGGAUGUAACAAAAAUACAACCGCAAACAUGAUUUCAUAUUACUUGGAUCUAAAAGGACCAUCACAUAUAGUUGAUACAGCAUGCAGUUCUAGCCUUUAUGCUGUGGCACUUGGUUAUAAUUAUAUUAUGUCAGGAGUAUGCGAAGACGCGAUAAUUGGGACUGCAAAUCUAUGUUUUAGUCCAACUAUUAACCUACUAUUCACUAAUCUUGGUAUUUUAUCACCUAAUGGUUAUUCCAGACCUUUUGAUUCCGCUGCAAAUGGUUUUGUGCGCGCUGAAACGGUGGCAGUGAUAUAUCUUCAAAAAGCAAAAAAUGCAAAAAGGAUUUAUGCUAUAUGUCCACAUAUUAAAAUGAACAGCGAUGGUUACAAACAAGAAGGAAUAACAUUUCCAUCGCCUUUUAUGCAGAGUACUCUACUAACGGAAUUUUACAAUGAGUGCGGAAUACCAACAUCUUGCUUGGAUUACAUUGAAGCACAUGGUACCGGUACCAAAGUUGGUGAUCCUCAGGAAGUUAAGGCUAUCUGUGAUGUUCUUUGUAAAAAUAGAAAAGGUCCAUUAAUGAUUGGUUCUGUUAAAUCUAAUCUUGGCCAUGCCGAACCAGCAAGUGGCUUCACUCAGAUUGCUAAGGUAAUAAUAGCGUUCGAAAGCGGUUUUGUCCCACCAAAUAUUAACUAUACAACACCACGAAAUGAUAUAGACGCCUUAAUGAAUGGAACUGUUUGUGUCGUCCAAGAACCGAUGCCACUUAAAAACGGUUACAUAGGUAUCAGUUCUUUUGGUUUCGGAGGUGCUAAUGUUCAUGCAUUAUUAAAGUGGAAUCACAAACAGAAAAUUAACAAUGGUUUACCGAACGAUGACUUGCCAAGACUUGUGAUAUUAUCUGGACGUACUGAAGAAUCUGUGAAGUUGUUUCUAAAUGACGUCGUUAAUCAUCCGAUAGACAAAGAAUACAUCCGUUUAUUACACGACAUCCAUGCAGACAAUAUAGAAGGACACACAUGGAGAGGAUUUAUUAUACUUAAUAAUCAGAAACAAGAAUCAAUAAAGGAAAUUCAAAAUUGUAAAAGCGUAAAAAGACCUGUUUGUUUUAUAUUUUCUGCUCUAGGCACACAAUGGCCAGGAAUGGGACAAAACUUGUUAAAGUUUCAAGUUUUUGCAAAUACAAUAAGAAUGUGCGAUACUAUUUUAAAACCAUAUGGUAUAAGUGUCACAGAUAUUUUGACAAGGACAGACGAAAAAUUGUGCGAAAACGCUUUAUAUGCCUUUCUUGGUAUCGUCGCUAUUCAGAUUGGCUUAGUAGACCUCUUAACAUCCUUAGGAAUUAUUCCGGAUUAUAUGAUUAGUCAUUCCGCUGGUGAACUCGGUUGCGCCUAUGCGGAUAAAUGUCUCACUAUUGAACAAACUAUUUUGUCAGCAUACUUUAUUGGUUUGGCAUGUAUUGAAGAAAAAAUAAUUUGUAGCUCUAUGGCACUCGUCAGUCUUGAUUAUGGAAGUCUAAAAAAUAUGUGUCCAGUGGAUAUUAAAAUAAUAUGUUACAAUAGCGAGAACAGCAUGGUUGUAUGUGGACCUACAGAAUCGGUACAAAAAUUUAUGAAAAAAUUACAGUUUAAUAAUAUUCACGUGAAAAAGAUCUUCUGCAAUGUACCGUAUCACAGUUCUUAUCUCGCAUCCGUAAAAUCUCAACUUCUGUUAAAUUUGAACAAUGUAAUACCACGGCCGAAGAAACGGAGUCCAAAGUGGAUUAGUUCUUCAAUAGCUCGUACGGAAUGGUCUACUUCAGCGUCAAGUUUAUCAUCGGCGGUCUAUCAUACGAAUAGUAUAUUAAACACCGUUCUUUUUGAACAAACUACAAAACUAAUUCCAAGUAAUGCUGUGACUAUCGAAAUCGCACCAGACAGCGUUUUGCAAAACGUUUUAAAAGGAUUCUUGGAUACAAAAAUAGUAAACGUUGUACUGAAUCGACGCAUUGAACAAAAUAUUAAAGUACUUUUAAGAGGAAUUGGAAGGCUCUACAAUUAUGGUUUACAGCCGCAGAUCGCCAAUCUGUACCCGCCAGUGGAAUUUCCAGUUAGCCGAGGAACUCCUAUGAUCUCUCCAUCAAUCAGAUGGAAUCAUUCUGACAAUUGGUUUAUAACGGACUGUAAAACAAUUAAGUACGUAAAAAGAGAAAGGUAUAUUGAAAUCGCACUUAAAGAUGUGGAGUACGAAUAUUUGACCGGACAUGUAAUAGAUGGGAGAAUUUUGCUGCCUGCAACAGGUUAUCUUGUACUUGUUUGGCAAACUAUUGGCAUGAUGAGAGGAUUAAUGUUCUCAACAGUACCGAUAAUAUUUCAAGAUGUAAAGUUUAUUCGUGCUACUCAUUUGACAAAAAAUAAUACUGUAACAUUAAGGAUUGCGAUACAGAAAGAUGGGAAAUUUGAAAUAAUCGAAGGUGAUAACAUUGUGGUGACAGGUACAGUGUACGAUACAUCGAAUCCAGAACAAGAAAUGAUUUCGACAGAUUUAUUAUCAGAGUAUAACGAUGAAGAAGAAGAAAUGACAGCUCGAGAUAUCUACAAGGAGUUGAAACUCCGCGGUUAUCAGUAUAAUGGCUGGUUUCGUGGAUUAAAGAGUGCAUCCGUUUCAGGCAAUAAAGGACAUAUUAUUUGGAAAAAUUGGGUAACGUUUAUAGAUAUCAUGCUACAAAUGUGUCUUAUCGGAUACGAUACUAAGAAUUUGUAUGUUCCUACGAGUAUUCAAAAACUGGUUAUUAAUCCUCAACUUCACGUUUCGAAGUUACAAGACAACGCGGAUUAUGUAAAUGAUACUUCAUUACCAGUACAAAUAUACAAAGAAUUAGACACAAUUACAGCAGGUGGUGUUGAGAUCCGAAGUCUUAAAGCUACUCAGAUUUCUCGUCGGAAAUUAACCCAACAGGCUGUUAUCGAGCAACAUAUAUUUAUAUCUCAUCAAGACCGCGCUGAAAUUUCUUUAAAUGAGGCGAUUCGGAUAUCAGCACAACUCGUGUUGGAAGAUCAUCAAAUCACUAAAGUGAAAGCCAUUGAGUUAGUAGAAGAUGUCGACGAUGUUACAUUAGAAUACCUUUCAUCAUCAUUGUUGAUUGAAGCUUUUGAGGAUAUACCAUUGAUACAAACGAAUGUCACUCUAUUAACAUCGCCGAAUCGUUUCAGUUCAGAAGACUUAUUACAAAAUAUUUUAAUCUCUGACAUAAACAAACCAACUGUAAACGAUAAAGUCUUAAUAGUUGCCGGUUUCAAUCUUCUGUCUAAACAUCAAGCUUCUUUAGAGCGACUUUUGCCAUUUCUAAAAGAAGGUGGCUAUCUGUUGACGCGUGAAAAGUGCGACAUAUAUGACCAUAGCAAGUAUCAGCAACAAUACAAAUUAAACCUUAUUCUUGAAAAACGCACCGAUAAAGAAAUGAUUGUUCUUAUGAAGAAGAAAGUUUAUGUAAAAAAUCAUAUUGUUGUGCGUAUAAGUAAUAAUAAUUUUAACUGGUUAGAUGAUUUAAAGCCGCUUGUAAGUGAUGAAAGCAAACUCGAGGAGGAUAGUAGAAUCAUAAUUGUUGGAGAGGGAGACUAUGAGUGUGGUCUGUUGGGUUUUGUUAACUGUUUGAGAAAAGAACCAGGUGGAGAACUGGUUAGGGGUGUGCUUAUUCAAGACAAAGAGGCUCCUAAAUUUUCCCUUCAAGACCCCUUCUAUUUACAACAAUUGGAAAAAGACAUGACUAUUAAUGUAUUACGGUCUGGUAGAAUCUGGGGAUCGUACAGACAUUUACGAUUACCACAACAGAAAGCCGAACCUGUUUGUACCGCUCACGUUAGCCAAACGAUUCGUGGUGAUUUGAGUACGUUUUGUUGGAUGGAAAAUAAUCGAUCUAUUGAAUUUCCUAUGGAAGAUUUGGUGUCUGUAGUUUACUCAUCUCUGAAUUUUAGAGAUGUCAUGUUUGCAACUGGUAAAUUAAUACUUAAUAUGACUAUUUCACGGGGACGGUUAUUUGAAUGUAUUCCUCUUGGAAUGGAAUACGUUGGAUUCGACGCCACCGGGCAACGAGUAAUGGGAGUGAAUGAUACUGAUUGUAUAGCAAACGUUGUUGUAAAGAAUAAAGAUUUAUGUUGGAAAGUACCGGACGCGUGGACAUUUGAAGAGGCUGCCUCAGUUCCAUGUGUUUAUAGUACAGUUUACUUCGCCUUAUACAUUUAUGGAAAAAUGAGAAAAGGCGAUAAAGUACUUAUACACUCUGGUACUGGCGGCAUUGGACAGGCAGCUAUUCAUCUCGCUCUCAAAGAAGGAUGCGAAGUGUUCACUACUGUAGGCACGAUCGAGAAACGAAAUUUUAUUAAAAAAGUGUUUCCUACAAUUUCGGAUGAACAUAUUGGAAAUUCUCGAGAUACUAGCUUUGAACAAAUGAUAAUGCGACAAACGAACGGUCGUGGCGUUGACAUCGUAUUAAAUUCACUGGCGGAGGAAAAGCUAAUCGCCUCCGUUCGUAGUUUGGCUCAAAACGGUCGUUUUUUGGAGAUCGGAAAGUUUGAUCUUGUUUCUAACAAUCCUCUUUGUAUUUCUGCGUUUCAGAAGGGUAUUAGUUUUCAUGGAAUUUUAUUAGAUAAUAUAUUUAUUGGUGAUCACAAGUAUAAAUCCAUAUUACGCAAAAUGAUAACCAAUGGUCUUAAAAACGGAACCAUCAAACCUAUUCAAGUAAAAGUUUUCCCGAAGACGAAUAUUGAAGAAGCUUUUAGAUACAUGGCGAGUGGAAAGCAUAUAGGAAAGAUAAUUAUAAAUAUCCAGGAAAAGGAUAUACUUUUAAACAAACCUAUUUCUGCAUAUCGUCGCUAUUACUGUCUCAAUGACAAGAAUUAUAUUGUACUAGGAGGUCUGGGUGGAUUUGGUUUAGAAUUAAUCGAAUGGCUGAUAUUUCGUGGCGCCAGAAACGUAGUGUUAAUCUCGCGAACUGGAAUAAAAAAUGGUUAUCAACUCAUGAAGAUUCGACUAUGGAAAUCGUAUGGUGUAAAUGUGCAGAUUAUCAAGAAUAUCGAUGUCGCCGAUCCUAAGGAUUGCGAAUAUCUCUUGCAAACUGCGGAAAACAGAGCAUCUGUGGACGCGAUAUUCAAUCUCGGUGUGGUACUGAAGGAUAACGUUCUAAAGAACCAAACAGCAGAAACAUUUGAAGAGUCCUUUCAGUCAAAGGCUCGGGCGACGCAAACUUUGGAUAAACUUUCCAGAAAGUUUUGCCCUAAACUGAGGCACUUCGUAGUUUUCUCUUCCGUUUCCUGUGGUAGAGGCAACGCUGGACAGACUAAUUAUGGCAUGGCUAAUUCUGUUAUGGAAAGAGUGUGCGAAAAGAGGGCGGAGGAAGGAUUACCCGGAUUGGCAAUUCAGUGGGGAGCUGUUGGUGACGUGGGUCUCGUCGCUGACAUGCGGGAGGACAAUAAGGAACUCGUUAUUGGUGGCACCUUGCAGCAAAAGAUAUCCUGCUGUCUGGAUGAGCUGGAUAAGUUUUUACUUCAAAGCCGACCGAUUGUAAGUAGUAUGGUUGUAGCUGAAAAGAAAUUGAGAUCUUCCGGACUAGACAGUUUGAUAGAUACAGUUGCUAAUAUUUUAGAUAUAAAGGACAUGAAAGUUGUAAGUCAAAAUACAUCUCUGGCCGAACUUGGAAUGGACUCAAUGAUGGCCGUAGAAAUCAAACAAACUUUGGAACGAGAAUUCGACAUUUUUCUCACUGCACAAGAGAUAGCUAGUCUCACUUUCGGCAAACUCAAUGAGAUGUCCAAUACGAACGUCAAUGAUAAUAAUACGCAGGAUAAGAAAAAUCUUGAUACAAAAGAGUCAGAUGUCAUAAAAUUUCUUGUUGGUAUUGUAAGAGAUAAAGAUUUUAUUUCAAAGACCUAUUUCGAUCUCUUGACUAAAAAACAGAAUACUACGACUGAAGUUUUUCUUAUACCGGGAAUCGACGGGUGCGGAACAGUAUUUGAUCAUUUAGCAGCAGAUAUUAAAUUUUCAGCAACAUCUUUACAUUAUAGCAUAAAUAACAUCGAUGCUACAGACGUCAUAUUGGAGACAACUGAUCGCCUCAUCAAUAGCAUAUUACCAAAAUUGAAAGGCGGAAAAAAUUUUGUAAUGGUAGGAUACUCCUUUGGAUCUGUUAUCGCGCUUGAAUUAACAAAAAGAUUGGAAGCUAUGAAUUUUAAAGGUCGUUUGGUUCUCAUCGACGGCGCUCCGGAACAGUUUCGAGCAAUAUUGAAAAAUUUUUCAUAUUACAGUGACAUAGAUUUUCAAACUGCUAUUUUAACCAAUAUCAUGGAAACUUAUUCAGCGGGAACUAGUAAAAAUAUUAUAACGGAACUGAAGAAAUGUGUCACUUUAGAAGAAAGAUAUAAUAUUUUCGCCAAGCAGUUCUUAGCUACAAACACGUUACUUUCACCUAUAAAUUUAAAAACGCUGUUUAUAACAGUUUAUAAAUUUAUAUCCUCUAUUCGGCAAUAUGAUCCUUCUUCAUUGGCGCCCAUUAAGUCUCCUAUAAUAUUAUUAAAAUCUACAUGCCCAUUGUAUGACACCUUAAUCGAAGAGGAUUAUGGUUUGCAGCAGGUAACUCAAAAUGUGGUGAAAGUAUAUUACCUAGAGGGUAAUCAUGUAUCAAUAUUGAAGAAUGACAAAAUCUUAGAUGCAAUUAAUGGAGAGCCACCAUUCAUAAUAUGAAAUGAAGCAUCUGAAUAAUACGUACGCUAUAAAAAAGGAAAUAUUUAAAGGUAAUAUGAAAAAAUAAAAAAUAAUGGAAAGUAACUGGAUAUUGAAUGGCAAUGCGUAAUAAAGGAAAAAUUUUUAUUUUUUAUCUACAUAUUUUGUCAAACAUCUGCAAAAAAUUUUCUUAACGAAAAAGUAAUAAAUCA
This is a messenger RNA of Monomorium pharaonis (pharaoh ant), 9699 nucleotides long. Its product is annotated as fatty acid synthase. Gene Ontology annotation, biological process: fatty acid biosynthetic process. The coding region runs from base 2369 to 9508 and encodes 2379 amino acids. Gene Ontology annotation, molecular function: fatty acid synthase activity; oxidoreductase activity; phosphopantetheine binding. The record is from RefSeq and is a predicted model, not a curated record. The transcript is spliced from 20 exons. NCBI's taxonomy places the organism in Eukaryota, Metazoa, Arthropoda, Insecta, Hymenoptera, Formicidae.